UAUGACUCCGUGUUGUUAGCGUUGCCAAAAAACGCACGCGGCCACAUGACAUCAUAACCGCACAUGCGCCGUAGCGGGGUCUCCUGUUCUUUAAUGGCGGCGUAUGGAAUCUGGUGUGCCUGCUGUCCUGUUUUCUCCGUCAUGUUUCCGCGCUGUUACCCCUCGUCCACACCUCACAGUUUGCCUCAGUGAAGAGGUAACAUCAGAGAAACAUUUGUGACAGGGAAGACUGCUCUCGCUGAGAUACCCCGCCAGUUAUCGAACCCAGUUCGUUCCACGUGGUGGACGACCGGCCAACUUUCCUUCCCAGAUCGUACGUACCGCACCACUUUCUCAGUCGUGCAGUCGGGUUCACAGGUCAGUUUGAAGAGUCCGUGUUUUUGCCACGCAGGAGAAACACGCCCGAGAAGCGGACGGUUCUAGUUUUUGUCCGCUAGUGGCAGAUUCGUGGACGUAGUACCGUGUGUUGGCAGCCGUUUCCGACAACAACAGCGGCCGCCCCGCGAGGGUCGAAGGAACGUGGCCGUUGCACGUUGUACGUGCUGACGUGCCAGAGGUUCCAUAUUGAAAGUUCUUUUGGAUUUUCCACCGUCCAUACGGCAAGGACACCAUCAGAACAUUCAACCGUCUCGUACAUCUGCUUACACCCGAACCCGACAUUAUAAGGAGGUGAUCGGCGAGCAGCUGGGAAAGGUUUUUAAGCGUAUAUUGCUGAUUUAUUUGUAAUAUCAGCGUAUCAGGAUAUGGCGGCUGAAGUGGCCAACCAGCCAGCGUUCAGCGGUCCUCAACAGACUAGAGAGCCCGUUUCUCCUAGAAAUGUGCAAGAGGGCGGUCAGGGAGACACAACAAACAGUACUAGGACUCGUUCAGAAUCUCUGGAAACGGAGAGAAGACAGCCAGCGUCCCCGGGACCCGCACAAGCCGAGGGAGAAACGGACAGAGAACAGGAUGCAAACUCAGCAGACACAAAGGUCGAAGUAUCUAAACCUAAGGAGAUCGUAGCGGCUCCACCACCAAAAGUCAACCCAUGGACGAAAAACAGGACAUCAGAAAAACAGCAACAGCCAGCGCCUAAACAGCCACAGAAAACUCCUGGAGCUCCAGUUGUACACAAAACGCCGCCUAAGCCAAUGGUAGUCAAAGCAGCCAACAGCAAGUCUGAAAAGGCCAGUGACUUUACUGACAUCACCAACUGGCCCACUCCUGGAGAGCUGUGCCAACAAACCACACCUAAGGAGAAAGUGGAGAAAGACAAGGAAGUGGCAACUGCUAUGUCUCCUGUGUCAAAGAAGCCAGAGAAGGACAACACCAGCGAUGACUCGCUGAAGGAGAACAAACACAACGGUACUGCAGACGACAAUCCUGACAUCAGGACACCGCCCAAACGGAAAGGAAACAAGCAGAAGUGGACCCCUUUGCCUCUAGAAGAGCCCAAGAAUGAGUCUAGGAUAUCCAAAGCCCGCCGAGCCCGGGAGCGCGAGAAGGAAAGGGAUGAUAGUGAGUCAGGCCGCAGCCGAGAGAGACCGCCACGGGGAGGAAGGGAUCGCAAAAAGGAGAAGGACGGGGGCCGGAGGGACAUCAGUCCUGAUAGAGCCAGCAACUCCAGCUGGCGAUCGGAGGGCCCGGGAAGCGGCGAGGGCGGUUAUGGGCGCGGCUAUCGGGGAUCCAGGAGAGGGCGUGGCAGGGGAAGGGGAGGGCGAGGCCGAUAUGGCAGUAGCAGGGCCUAUGAGUAUGUGUACGAGGACCCGAGUGCAGAGUUUGUGGACCCCUCCGCCCAGUCUGGCCAGUUCUUCUACAACAGUGACUACAACUUCAUGCCCAUAGAUGAGACUGUGUUGAAGGACUAUAUCAGGAAACAAGUGGAGUAUUAUUUCAGCCCAGAGAACCUGGCAAGGGACUUCUUCUUACGUAGAAAGAUGGAUGAACAAGGGUGGAUCUCCCUCAGUCUGAUUGCCAGCUUCUACAGAGUACAGGCCCUCACCACGGACCUGGGGCUUAUUCUGCAGGCCAUAAAGGACAGUGAGGAACUGGACAUGGAGAAUGACGAGAAAGUUCGCACCAAGGUGGACCCGGAGAAGUGGCCCAUCGCUGGCCCGCCCAUCCCGUACACACCAGGAAAGAUCAGCGGGAACGUCGAUCUCACAGCUCUCGUGGACGCUCCAGUGUUCGUUCCCGGCAAGCCGUAUGUUGCAGGCCAAUCGUACCAUGAACCCAUCAAAGAUUAUGAGCCCACCUCCCCUCAGCAGGCUGAUGAUCAGGGGCGUUACGGGCGGGAGGCCAUGUUAGCUAACCUGACGGUCAGUCGUGGACUGUCCACAAGCCUACCAGACCUGGACAGGGAACUGGAACUGGACAACUGGACAACCGUUACCGCCAAGAAGCAACGACACCCCACCCCCUCCAAACCAAAGACUGAGCAGAGGACAAAGGAGGAGUUUGGAGGGGAUCAGGAGGAGCUGGACUUCCUGUUUGAUGAAGAGAUGGAGAAGCUGGAUGGCAGGAAAAACACCUUCUCAGAGGAUCUAACGGAUGACUCUGACUACGAGAUGAGCGACCACGAGGUCAACAAGAUCCUGAUCGUGACCCAGACCCCGCCCUACCUGAAGAAACACCCCGGCGGUGACAGGACCGGCAAUCACGAGUCACGUGCCAAGAUUUCCUCCGAGCUUGCAAAGGUCAUCAACGAUGGCCUGUACUACUAUGAGGAGGACCUUUGGACUGAGCAUGACUAUGAGGAACUGAAGGUAUGGAACAAGCAAGAGUUUACUGGUUACAAGAAGGUGGAUGUGAUAACAAAGGAGGAGUUUGAGCAGAUGGCACCUGGGAAGCCGGCAGUGACGCACCAGAAGGUGCCGCCACCCCCGCCCAUCCCAGCAACCCCUGCAGACUCCAAACCUGCAGACACCGCAGCGCCAGCAGAACCGAUCCCCCAGCCUGCUGUGAUCCCGAAGACCAACACCCAGGCAGGAGCGCAGCUGUCCCAGUCCCUGCCGACCAACAUCCCCGACACCCCGCAGUGGACCCCGCGUGGGUCCCGCACACCCAGGAGAAAAGACCCACGCAGAUCACCCCGCUUCUACCCUGUCAUCAAGGAUGGCAAGAAGCCCGACACCUCAACUCCACGGAAGCGCAAGACCAAGUACAGCGCGAACCCCCCCAUGGAGAGCCACGUGGGGUGGAUAAUGGAUGUGAGGGAGCAUAGGCCACGCACCACAUCUACGAGUAGCCUGAGUAGUAUGAGCCCCUCCGAAGGGGCCCCUGCCACCAGCUAUGGUACGCCCCAGUCCAUCCCCAAGUUCCAGCACCCCUCUCACGAGCUGCUGAAGGAGAGUGGUUUCACCCAGCAGGUCUACCACAAGUACCACGCACGUUGUCUCAGAGAGCGUAAGAGACUCGGCGUGGGCCAGUCGCAGGAGAUGAACACCUUGUUCCGUUUCUGGUCCUUCUUCCUUCGGGAGCACUUCAACCGCAAAAUGUACGAGGAGUUCAAGAGACUGGCACUGGAGGACGGCAAGGAGGGCUACAGGUAUGGGCUGGAAUGCCUGUUCAGGUUCUUCAGUUACGGACUGGAGAAGAAAUUCCGCUCAGAAAUCUUCAAGGACUUCCAGGAUGAGACGUUGAGAGACUUUGAGUCUGGCCAGCUGUAUGGUAUGGAGAAGUUCUGGGCCUUCCUGAAGUACUCCAAACAGCGAGACCUGCAGGUCCACCCCAAGCUGAAGGAGGCCCUGAAGCCAUACAAGAGACUGGAGGACUUCAGAGUAGAUCCUCCCCAUCACCAUGACGACGAGGCAAAGAAGUCCAGCGAGGCGUCGGGGACCAGCCCUUCCCAUGGUGCCUCAGGAUCUGGGACCACGGCCAGGAAAGGUGCAGGUGGAGAGGAGGGCUCCAGGAAGGACAGUCAGCAAUAACACACUCAGGAACAUACUACGCAAAAUUCAAACACUUCCGUUUUGGAACCCAGAGUGCAAAAUAACCCCAGGACACCAGCCUACGAGACUGCCGGAUGGGUGGUACAGAGACAGAAGGGAUAUUUUGUGCUCUACGUUCCAGACACAAGAUGUGCAGUUUCAGGCAUACCCAGAAGCAGAGGAGCCCCUGUGGAUGUCACCCUUGCCCUUUUGAGCUUACAAAGGCCGUCGCAUGUUUGCUACAGGGGUAUGUGCCGCUUCGCCACAACAGCUUUACCCACAGGUCUGGGACCCGUUUUAGUUUGAUUUGUUGAAG
Molecule: messenger RNA, 4224 nt
Organism: Branchiostoma floridae (Florida lancelet)
Lineage: Eukaryota; Metazoa; Chordata; Leptocardii; Amphioxiformes; Branchiostomatidae
Product: la-related protein 1B-like
Exons: 21
Coding region: 744-3908 (1054 amino acids)
Biological process (GO): mRNA stabilization; positive regulation of translation
Cellular component (GO): cytosol; cytoplasmic stress granule
Molecular function (GO): RNA cap binding
Source: RefSeq, a predicted model, not a curated record